GAUUAUAAGUAGGGUUUACCCGCUGUUAGAAAAAAAAUAAGGGUUUCUUCGAGCAUCUGUGAUGGGUGAGGAAACAUCUGAUACGAACCUUGAUUUGAAUCUGGGUCCAGCGCCCGAGACCGGGUCCAGAUCGCUGUCGAAUGAAGGUGUAAAUUUUGAUGAUUUAGUUGAUAACCGGUUUGAUAGGAUCCGGGAAGCAGUUAGGCGAAGGCGAUGGAGAUGGCAUCAGGUUCCAAUUCCUGCUGCAACUCAGAGCCUCUCGGUGGAAUUCGAUCAAUUUAGGGUGAAUACGGGCAGUGUGAAUACGAUGCAGGCAGGUGAGGGCAGUGUUGCAGCUGAGGAAAGGAUGAGUGAUGCGCCGAAGGCUUGUGAAGCCACCAAUGGGUUUUCUGAGGAUGGAGUUUCAGAAGGUAGAAAGGAUGAUAUUGUGAAUGGUGUUAGCAAUGAUGGGAGUUUUUUCGAUUGUAAUAUAUGCUUGGAUUUGGCUCGGGAUCCUGUUGUAUCUUGUUGUGGUCACUUGUAUUGUUGGUCGUGCCUCUACCGAUGGUUGCAUGUUCAUUCGGAUGCAAAUGAAUGCCCCGUCUGCAAAGGGGAGGUGACUGUUAAAACUCUGACCCCGAUAUUUGGUCGAGGGAAGGUUAUCCACGAGUCAGAAGAGGAUUCAGGUUUUAAGAUCCCUCCUCGGCCCUCUGGACGGCGAGUGGAUAGUUGGAGGCAAACUAUUCAACGGACUCCUUUAAAUAUCCCAGUGGAGGAGAUGAUUCGCCGGAUUGGAAGCAGAUUUGAUAUGGUUCGUGACCUGACUCCACCACGGGAAGCCAAUGGUUCCCGAGGGACUUUAGAAAGGACUGAUUCCAUGCUUAACAGGAUUUUGACAUCUCGUGAGUUCCGGGGAGAGCAAAAUGCGGUUGUGCCCCUUGAUGAUGUUGACUUGACGCCUGGCAGUUCAAGCGGUACCGAUGCUAUGUCCUCUCGGAUUCAAUCUUUUCAACGACGAUCAUACAUGCGAAGAGCUGCAAGAUUUAUGAGGUCAGCGGAAAGGAUGGCUGACGCAUAUUUCCGAGGCAACUCGGUGGGAAGAAAUCAGGAACAGCCACCAGCAGUCGUCGAUGAUAGAGACUCGUUCUCAAGCAUUGCUGCCGUAAUAAACUCAGAGAGUCAAAUGGACACCGCGGUCGAGAUAGAUUCCGUGGUAUCGGUCUCGACUUCAUCUUCCAGGAGAAGAAAUGACGUCUUGAGGGUCUCGGAUGUCGACAGCGGCGACUCUCGGGCGCAUAGGAGGAGACGACUGAACUAGGGGACCUUGUAAAGAUUUCGGAUCACAUCUCGAUGUCACGGAACAGCACCAUACUAGUUUUCUUCUUCUUCUUCUU
Messenger RNA from Hibiscus syriacus, 1373 nucleotides. RefSeq lists its product as uncharacterized. Gene Ontology annotation, molecular function: ubiquitin-like protein conjugating enzyme binding; ubiquitin protein ligase activity. Bases 62 to 1297 code for a protein of 411 amino acids. The record is from RefSeq and is a predicted model, not a curated record. Gene Ontology annotation, biological process: ubiquitin-dependent protein catabolic process. Gene Ontology annotation, cellular component: endoplasmic reticulum. The transcript has a single exon. Lineage: Eukaryota; Viridiplantae; Streptophyta; Magnoliopsida; Malvales; Malvaceae.